CGAGAGCUAAGAUUGGAGGCGGACGCGAGUCGUGACAAAGAAACAGGUCCGGGCUGCCGCGACUGUAACAGGUCCGGGCUGCCGCGACUGUCACAUGUCCGGGCUGCAGCGACUGUCAUAGGGUCGGGCUGUAACAGUUGGCUAGAAUACCUAACUGCAUCUUCUGGCGGUCCAAUGGAACCCGACAUGAUGGGGCCACAACCGACCACGGGCGAAGCGGGAGAGGAGUACAGGGCAUCGCCCGAUCGAGCACUGAGGGAUCUGAAGGAACGAAUUAGGCAAGAAGCACCGCUGAGAUGGGCUGACCAAACCAAUGACGGAGGGCCCGGCAUGAGAGGCGAACCAGUUGCGACAGAGCCGCAGGAGGCUCUAAAGACGGGUACCUCGAGCGGACGACGAGAAGCGACGAGGCGGCGCUCCCCCGAGUACGAGCGGAGGGACACCAUAGCGGACAGGUACAGAGACGACUGGAGAGAGAAUUUGAGGGAUUCCUAUUGGAGGGACAGAGAUAGAGACAGGGCGCCGUCCAGGCGAGUCUUCGACCCCCAGACAGGGGAGUCACAUCCGCUCCCUUACGAGAGCAAGGACCGCUAUAUUAUUACGUACAAGGUCUCAAAGCCUCCUACCUUCAGGGGCUAUGGUAUCACAGAAUAUCUGGAGAAGUGGGAGCUUCACGCCAGCCGGAGUCAGUGGUCGGAGGAAGAGAUUAUAGAGAACUUCCUAUUUAAUGUGGACCCAAGUCUUGGUAGGGAAGUUAACGAAGCUCGACUGAAGGAUGGGAAAUGGACUACGUGCAAGGAGAACCUCGUUGAGCUUUACAAAUUGGAGGAUAACAAGUAUUCCAUCAAGGACCUUGAAACAAUGACUCAAGAUGAAGAUGAGAGCGUACGGGCAUUUGGGAUGCGUUUCCAAAAGAUCUCCGACGUGCUGAUCAAGAAGGGGAAGAUCUCAGAGGUCGAGCGAUGUACUAUCUUCAUCGGACAUUUGUCCAAAGUGGGUGGUUUGCUGUCUCAGAAGGAUGCUGGAGGGAAGGAAAGACCGUUAAGAUUUGAGAGUAGGACACUUAAUACGGCUGAGCGUAACUACAGUCAAUUCAAGAAGGAAGUGUUAGCUGUUCUCCGAUGUCUAGACACGUUCAGACACUAUAUCUAUGGGCGGCGGUUCAUCUUGAGAGUAGACCCCACCGCGGUUGCCUCUGUCCUCUAGAAUGACUUUAGUCUGACGGACCCGACCAUCGCCCGAUGGUUAGUACGGAUUCG
Chara braunii is the source of this 1259-nucleotide messenger RNA. NCBI's taxonomy places the organism in Eukaryota, Viridiplantae, Streptophyta, Charophyceae, Charales, Characeae. The record is from the annotation of a GenBank genome assembly.